This is a messenger RNA of Prunus avium (sweet cherry), 1890 nucleotides long. NCBI's taxonomy places the organism in Eukaryota, Viridiplantae, Streptophyta, Magnoliopsida, Rosales, Rosaceae. The record is from RefSeq and is a predicted model, not a curated record.
UAUUCCCCACCCCCUCGCAGUUUAAAUACCACAACACAACACACAUACCAGCCCACAUAACCACACGAGUGAGACCGACACCACCCGCCACAGACUGAGUUGCCGGCGAGUUCUACCCGUCUAACUCAGUUACCCUCUUCCCUAUACAAAUUACUCAAGAGUCUCCAACUCACUCUUCUUCUGAACCCAUAAGGGGCAGCGCAAUGGGUUCGGAGCUCAUCUUCAGAGGGCACGAGGCCCAACACGUGGCGGACACCUACUCGCCGAAACCGCAAAAGCCAUGGGCCUCUGUGACCCGCCCGAUUGGGUACUUGCUCCGAGAGCAGCGCCUCGUCUUCGUCCUCGUCGGCAUUGCUAUAGCCACCGUCGGGUUCACGCUCCUCCCGUCCUCUCGCUCUCCGUAUGUUAACGGCAACGUCCCGAUCUCGAACGAGUAUGUUAGGUACGACUUCGAUUCGUCGACCCAUUUGACGCACAAGCCCGCUUACGAGCGCCGGUUCGGGUUGACGAACUGGAAUUCUGGUGGGAAGGUGCCGCUGGGGCUGAAGAGAAAGGGGCUCCGGAUCGUGGUGACGGGUGGGGCCGGAUUUGUCGGGUCGCACCUUGUGGACCGUCUGAUAGAGCGAGGGGACAGCGUGAUCGUUGUGGACAAUUUCUUCACCGGCAGGAAAGAGAACGUAAUGCACCAUUUCGGGAACCCCAGGUUCGAGCUCAUCCGACACGACGUCGUUGAGCCUCUUCUCCUCGAAGUCGACCAGAUCUACCAUCUCGCUUGCCCUGCCUCCCCUGUCCAUUACAAGUUCAACCCCGUCAAGACUAUUAAAACCAAUGUGGUGGGGACUCUGAACAUGCUGGGUCUAGCGAAGAGGAUAGGAGCGCGGUUCUUGCUAACCAGCACCAGUGAGGUGUACGGUGAUCCUCUGCAGCACCCGCAGGUUGAAACCUACUGGGGCAACGUUAAUCCAAUCGGUGUCCGAAGUUGUUACGACGAGGGAAAACGUACGGCCGAGACAUUGACCAUGGACUACCACAGAGGAGCCGGAGUCGAGGUUAGGAUUGCUAGGAUUUUCAACACUUAUGGGCCAAGAAUGUGCAUAGAUGACGGCCGUGUUGUUAGUAACUUUGUUGCCCAGGCGUUGAGGAAAGAGCCUAUGACUGUUUAUGGAGAUGGGAAGCAGACAAGGAGUUUCCAAUACGUUUCUGAUCUGGUGGAAGGUCUAAUGCGCCUGAUGGAAGGUGAACAUGUCGGACCAUUCAAUCUCGGGAAUCCGGGUGAAUUCACCAUGCUUGAACUUGCAAAGGUGGUUCAAGAAACAAUCGACCCAGACGCAAAGAUAGAGUACAGGCCCAACACAGAGGAUGACCCCCACAAGAGGAAGCCUGAUAUCACAAAGGCUAAAGACUUACUUGGUUGGCAACCAAAGGUGUCCCUGCAAAAGGGUCUCCCUCUCAUGGUCUCUGACUUCAGGAAGCGCAUCUUUGGUGACCACAAGGAAGCUGGCUCUACCGCCACCACCACCACUACCAUGUAAUAAUCCUUCCUUCCUCUGUUAAUGUAGGCAUGGCCAUUGGCAUAUAUACUUCAUUUCUCACUCAGCAAACUGGCAAUGGGAAAGCCAAUUCCUUUCUUUCUUUCCCCUCUCCAAUUUCCAAACGAAAUACAACAGCAGGGUCACAGCCGCAGUAGCAACAGCAACAGCAACAGUAGCAUAUAAGAAGUUCUGGCACUUGUUUUAUGUCCAUCCUUGUUCUUUAUGUGUUGUUAUCCUCUUAAAGCUUAAUAGACAGCGAGCUUCUCUUUCCGAUCGGUCUUCCUAUUCUUUCUUGUUAUGCGAACGGUGUCCAUUAGAGACAGUGUUAAUUAGAUUACAUGAUAUUACUUGUUUGUAU